UGGGCAGCAAAGGCUGUGAUGAGGUGAAUGUGGAAAGCUUCACCCCAUUUCCUCAACCAUCAUUACGAUACGAGAGCAGUCCUCGCUCGAUUAGAGGACGCAACAUUAGUUAGUUCGCUGUCUCUUCUAGCCCUGUCGACAACAGUCCAAAAUUAGCAGAACAUCAGCAGGGAUUAUUGAACAACCCCCGAUCUUGAUCCGGAGGCGCUCACAUACCUGCUUGUCACAGCCCGCCGGACAUGCUUACCUCGGUCAGCUUGACUGAGGGGUUGUCCCUUUAAUCAAACGAUCAACUAUGUACUUGCUGAAAAGGAGCCUGCUAAGUCAAGCCUCGUUCUCCUUAAAAGAUUGCUGCUGGCCAGUGCUCUGUCAGAUUUGCUUUUUUCUGGCCUGUGGACCAGUCAAAAAAGGGGAUAUCCACGCCCGCGCGAUAAGAAAUGAGGAUGCGCCCCCCAAAAGCAAUUGUCGCUUUCUAAAUUUGGCCUGGUCAAUCACGGAUCGUGAUGGCACUACCGUAAAUAAUGGGCAAACUACGGAGUAGCGGCGAAAGUACCCUGCGUCAAUCCACG
Molecule: messenger RNA, 569 nt
Organism: Aspergillus welwitschiae
Lineage: Eukaryota; Fungi; Ascomycota; Eurotiomycetes; Eurotiales; Aspergillaceae
Exons: 1
Coding region: 296-541 (81 amino acids)
Source: RefSeq, a predicted model, not a curated record